Messenger RNA from Eruca vesicaria subsp. sativa (arugula), 1754 nucleotides. The record is from the annotation of a GenBank genome assembly. NCBI's taxonomy places the organism in Eukaryota, Viridiplantae, Streptophyta, Magnoliopsida, Brassicales, Brassicaceae.
AUGGCUUCUAACGAUAAGCUUAAUCCUUCCAGAGUAGCGAUCAUUGGUGCUGGUGUUAGCGGUUUAGCAGCCGCUAAACACUUAGCUCAUCACAACCCGAUUGUUUUCGAAGCCUCGGAUUCGGUAGGAGGUGUUUGGAAGAGCUGCACUUACGAGACGACUAAGUUACAAUCGACUCGAGUGGAUUAUGAGUUCUCUGACUUUCCAUGGCCCAAUAGAGAUGACACUACUUUCCCAUCUUACGUUGAGAUAUUAGAGUACUUGGAAUCUUAUGCUAAGCAUUUUGAUCUCCUUAAAUUCAUGAAGUUUGGCUCUAAGGUCAUCGAAGUUAGGUACACCGGUGAUGGUGGAACUCCACAGAUGGCUGCUGACCUUGGUGCUUACGGCAACUUUUUGUCCGGAAAACCUGUAUGGGAAGUUGCCGUUCAAAAUGGGGAUGCUGGAGAGAUUCAGUGGCAUGCAUUUGAGUUCGUGGUAGUGUGCACUGGAAAAUACGGUGAUGUACCAAGAAUACCGACGUUUCCUGUGAAUAAAGGGCCGGAGAUAUUCAAAGGGAAAGUGAUGCAUUCGAUGGAUUAUUGCAAACUAGAGAAAGAAGAAGCUUGUCAUCUCCUCCGUGGAAAGAAAGUCGCCGUCAUUGGCUUCAAGAAAUCAGCCAUUGAUUUGGCUUUAGAGUCUGCUUUAGCAAAUCAAGGAGAAGGUGGGCAAGCGUGCACAAUGGUGGUGAGAACGACACAUUGGGUGGUCCCACAUUAUUGGGUGUGGGGCUUACCAUUCUUCUUGUUCUACUCUACAAGAGCUUCUCAAUUCCUCCAUGAUAGGCCUAACCAAAGCUUCAUUAGAACUUUCUUUUGCCUCCUAUUCUCUCUUCUGCGUGCAGUGGUUUCCAAAUUCAUUGAAUCAUAUGUUAUGUGGAAGCUUCCUUUAGAGAAAUAUGGUCUUAAACCGGACCAUUCUUUUGAAGAAGACUAUGCCUCUUGCCAAAUGGCCAUAAUGCCUGAGAAUUUCUUUAAGGAAGCGGAUAAAGGGAUGAUCCGGUUUAAGAAAACAUCAAAAUGGUGCUUUUAUGAUCAAGGGAUUGAGCUUGAGGAUGGGACUACGUUAGAAGCUGAUGUUGUGAUACUUGCAACUGGUUAUGAUGGCAAGAAAAAGCUCAAAGCCAUUGUUCCUGAACCCUUUCGAAGUUGGCUUGAGUUUCCAUCCGGUGUUAUGCCUCUAUACAGGGGAACAAUCCAUCCACUGAUACCAAACAUGGGUUUUGUGGGAUACGUUCAGAGCAACUCAAACCUACACACGUCAGAGCUACGUUCGCUGUGGUUAAGCCGGCUCGUGGAUGGAAAAUUCAAAUUACCGAGCAAAGAGAAAAUGUUGGAUCAAUUCUCCAAGGAAAUGGAAGUGAUGAGAAGAUCGAGCCGAUUCUAUAAACGUCAUUGCAUUUCUACCUUCAGCAUCCAACAUGCCGAUGAUUUGUGCAAUGAUAUGGGACUCAAUCCUCGUCGUAAAUCCAACUUGUUUCUCGAAGCCUUUAGUGCUUAUGGUUCUCAAGAUUAUCGACUCAAUCAAGAAGAAAAAAACUAAUUGAAUAUAGUACUAGUGAAAAAAAAAUAACGAACUUAGAUCUGAUGCAUGUGUAUCGUGUAAAAUAAUAAAACUGUGUCAGUGAGUCAUUGAAUAAUCAUGUAUGUUUGGCUUUUAUAAAAAUAUUCUGUACACUCUUGUAAUUGUUUGAAUAUAUAAAGGUGUAUCAAUUUUAG